Folsomia candida is the source of this 1093-nucleotide messenger RNA. Its product is annotated as dnaJ-like protein 60. The record is from RefSeq and is a predicted model, not a curated record. NCBI's taxonomy places the organism in Eukaryota, Metazoa, Arthropoda, Collembola, Entomobryomorpha, Isotomidae. Bases 338 to 994 code for a protein of 218 amino acids. The transcript has 5 exons.
CCGUAAACAGAAAUAGAGCCGGGAGCAAAACACAAACAAUAAAAACAAUGCAAAUUAGGAAUUUAAAUUUUAAGUUCAAAACCAAUAUUUGGAAUUCAAAUUGUUAAUUCAUUUGAUAUAUUCUAAAUUCAUCACAUCAUAACAAUCAUAAAAGGUGCAGGUCAUCUUGCAAUAAAUCAAUCGACUCGAAACAAUUGAUCAGAGUAUUAUUCUAGUAUAUGGAUAUAAAACUAAACGAACGAUAAAAAUGGAUGAUGGAUCACUUUAAUUAGAAUCACUGUGUGUGACACGUCGUAUUUGCUACAAUUACGACCGUUGUUUGGCUUGCUGAAUUAUUAUGAGUCCUUCAUUGGGUCCCUCUCAGACAGACAGAACAAAGACACACUACCAAAUCCUAGGAGUAGGUCCCCAAUGUUCAACUGCAGACAUAAAGUCUGCAUUCCUCACUUUGUCAAAAUCCCAUCAUCCUGACCUUCACCCCGACGACCCUUCCAAGCAUCACACAUUUGUCAGGAUUAUGGAGGCAUACACAGUUCUUUCCAAACCAGGCCUAAGGUCCACGUAUGAUUCACGUCUCGCUGCUGCCCAAAAACACAAUCAGUCUUAUUCCGGCUCUACAUUUGACUCAACAACAGACUUUGACCAUUGGAAUGUACAAAGUAAUGCCCCAAGAUGGAGGGAUGAGACAAUUUGGGAAAUGAGGGACAAGGACCGAGAUAAAUUUUAUACAGACCAACCCUACUAUGGGAUCCGAGGACUGAAACGUGUCAACAACUUGUGGAUUGCUGCGGCAGCGGUAAUGGUGAUGGGCUUGGGUGCUGUGUUUCAUUUUGUUGCUUUAAGAAAAAGUGCUACUUUUAGUACAUCUCGACUGGACGCGAGGGACAAAAAACUGGGCAACCAUUUGAAACAUGCAAGAAAAUUAGCUAUAGAAAAUGGAAAUGAUGUACAGCUUGAAAUUUUAGAAGCGAGAUUAGUAAAUCAAGAUGACUAGCUUCCUGAUGUGAAGUAGAGUCCAACACGAAAAAAUUGAAAGUGUCCAUAAUAUUUUAAAAUUUGUAGUUGGACAAAUAAAAUGCGUCAUCACACAUAA